AGAAAUCGGUAAAUCCUAUCACCGGCCGUUCGCAAAUGGGGUUACCGUAGACUUUCCCUGUGUUUUAGAUUGGUCUGAUGAAUCGAAUUAAGGAGCCGCAACGACCAGAUCGCCUUCGCGGCCGACUAGAAGCAACAUCGCUUUCUGGAAUUCUUCUUCCUGCAGAUAUUCAUCGCCCCAGAGAUUCUUGGCGCCGAGAUUUGCCCGCCUUAACCAGAUCCGCCAGGAUUCCUUGUUUUUCCCUUUUUUUUUUUUAGGGUAAAAAGGAUUCCUUGUUUUUAAUUAAAUAGACAGCGAAAGCGAGCAGAGGAGCCUGGUGAGUAGGAGUGGGAAGCACGCUUCUUCCUUCUCUUUUCAGCUCACCGACGACUACAUCUUUGUUUUUUUUUAUCAGUUUUGGAUUUUUCAGAGAUUUUUUAUACAGAGGAGAGAGCGAGAACAGAGUUACCAACAAGUAAUCUAGUACUUAUUAUAAACCUUUUGCAACUUUUCUGGGGAUUCGUAUCUGCUAUUUUUGUUCGGAUUAGAGGAGGAGAGGGAGGAAGAGGUCAAGAAUUGGGAAUCGGAUUCUUUUUAUUCAAGAAGCCAAUUCUUGGGUUCCAACGUCAACAAAAGAAACAACCUUUUUAUAUACGAGAGGAAGGGAGAAGGAUAAGGUAAGUGGAAGUUGUUGAGGCGACUGGUAUUUGGUGCGAUAGACUGGACUUUGGGAGGUCCAGUGGCGACCUCCCUUCGGUUGCCCCCUUUUUCCAGUAGUGCCAACCGGUGUUGCAGGAGAGGAGGCGGCGGCGAGAUGGGGAGCUACGCCAUGCUCUCAAAGAGGCUACUGGAGACUGAUACGCCUGUCAUGGUUCAUAUCCAAGAAUUGAUCCGGAAAGCUAAAGAUCCGAUAUCUCUUGCACAGGGAGUAGUUUAUUGGCAACCACCUGCGCAGGCUCUAGACAAGGUAAAAGAAAUCGUAUGGGACCCUUCCACCAGUCGUUAUGGUGCUGAUGAAGGACUUCCUGAACUAAGGGAAGCAUUGACUGAGAAGGUUGUAGCUUGUUUUCUGGGGUGUAGAUUGGUAGGUAAGUUUAAUUGCUUGCUUUUGCAGAUUGCCUUUAAAUCAUUUUAUUUACAACAAGGCAUAACUUUACGAUUUGGAUUGGGCAAUGUUCUUUCUUGCGUCACAGACAGACAACCCUGUUCACUUGUAUUCACAUUGCAGCUGCGCCGGGAGAAUAAGUUGCACAAGUCUUCUGUAAUGGUCACAGCUGGUGCAAAUCAGGCAUUCGUAAAUAUUGUGCUUACCCUAUGUGAUCCUGGGGACUCAGUUGUUAUGUUUGCACCGUAUUACUUCAAUGCGUACAUGUCCUUCCAGAUGACGGGCAUCACUAACAUACUUGUUGGUCCUUCCAAUCCAAAGACUCUUCAACCAGAAGUAGGCUGGUUGGAAAAGAUUCUAUCAGGGGAGGGCAACCAACCUAUACCCAAGCUUGUUACCGUUGUAAAUCCAGGAAAUCCAUCUGGGGCUUAUAUCCCAGAGCCUAUCCUGAAGAGAAUUUCAGAUCUUUGUAGCAGUGCUGGUGCAUGGCUUGUUGUAGAUAAUACCUAUGAGUAUUUUAUGUAUGAUGGAUUGAAGCAUUCAUGUAUAGAGGGUAACCACAUAGUUAACCUCUUCUCCUUUUCCAAGGCCUAUGGGAUGAUGGGAUGGCGCAUAGGAUAUAUAGCAUACCCAACCGAAGUGGAAGGUUUUGCAGCACAACUCCUCAAAGUCCAAGACAACAUACCCAUUUGCGCUUCCAUCAUAGGGCAGCGUUUGGCUCUCUAUUCCUUGGAAGUUGGGCCAGAAUGGAUUGGAGAGCGGGUGCAGAAGCUUGUGAAGAAUAGGGAGUUGCUUGUGAAGGCUUUGGCUCCACUAGGGAAAGAUGCUGUUAUGGGUGGACAAGGGGCCAUCUACCUCUGGGCGAAGCUUCCGGAUAGAUUUUCUGACGAUUAUGAGGUUGUCAGAUGGCUGGUCAACAGGCAUGGGGUGGUGGUGAUUCCUGGAAGCGCCAGUGGUGGGCCUGGCUACAUCCGUAUAUCUUUUGGGGGGUUGAAGGAGGCUGACUGUGAGGUUGCUGCUGAGAGACUGAGAAGAGGAUUGGAAGAGCUGUUGAGAGAUGGGAUGGUACAGUAACAGCUGCUGCAGUUUCAAAUCGUCGAUGCAUUUCAAAUAUAGAUUCAGUCACAGCUGGUAUUUUUCAGAAUAAGUCAGUUCACUGGUUUCCAUUUAUUGGAUCAGCAAAAGAAUCAUAUUCAUCAUAGUUUGUCCAGCUGUCAUUGUACAAGAUCAUAUUACAGUUGCCCAACAAGGUAGACGAGUGUUUUCAUAUAUCUCAAAGCAAUAAUAAUGCACCUAAAAAACAACAAAAAUAUGGUCAAAUCCA
Elaeis guineensis (African oil palm) is the source of this 2408-nucleotide messenger RNA. Its product is annotated as aromatic aminotransferase ISS1. Lineage: Eukaryota; Viridiplantae; Streptophyta; Magnoliopsida; Arecales; Arecaceae. Gene Ontology annotation, biological process: amino acid metabolic process; biosynthetic process. The record is from RefSeq and is a predicted model, not a curated record. Gene Ontology annotation, molecular function: pyridoxal phosphate binding; transaminase activity.